GUUUCAUUUGACGUUUGUGGCUGUCACCACUGGUCAAGACUCAAGGUCAUUCACCUUUGGCUGAACUGAAAAUCAAUUGAAUUAAAAAAAACAUCUACAGAAAUCUAAAAAAAUAUAAAUUUAAUGGAAAUGAUCUACAAAAUCCUUUCAUAAAACGACUAUGUUGUUAAUUUAUGCUAGUCAAAAUCACACGCCGGCUUAUUAAUGUGGUUAAAAAGCUUUUUCAAAUCUGUCCUCUUCGGAGUACCUGUCGGAAUAACCUUUCUGGACACAGUGGGAUAUGUUGCGAGGGUGGAAGGGAUUUCUAUGCAGCCAGUGUUAAACCCCGAGUCGAGAAACACAGACUACGUGUUCCUAUCGCGCUGGGCGGUAAGCGAUUACGAAGUGAGAAGAGGUGAAAUAAUAUCAUUAGUGUCACCGAAAGAUCCAAACCAAAAGAUUAUUAAGAGAGUCAUAGCUUUAGCAGGCGAUGUCGUGAACACGCUCGGCUACCAAAAUCAGUAUGUCAAGAUCCCUGAAGGCCACUGUUGGGUUGAAGGCGAUCAUACAGGCCAUACUCUAGAUAGCAACACAUUUGGACCCGUUUCAUUGGGUUUAGUGAAUGCCAAAGCUGUUUGCAUUGUAUGGCCUCCAGCUAGAUGGCAGAGUUUAGCGGCUACUCUGCCCGAUAAUAGAAAACCUCUGAGUGUGUCUAUAUGACAGGCUUUAGAAUUUAGAUCUACUUAAUUGCCUUUAACUUUGUUAAUUUUAGCAUGUAAAUAAAUAAAUAGCAAAAUGAUAUUAAAUUUUUAUAAAAAAUUCAUGUUAAAAGUGUUGUGGUACAAGAAAAGGUAAUCAAUAUAGAUGAAUUGAUGUAAAUAGUAUGCAAUAUUUAUCAUUUCAGAUCUCAACUAUUUAUCAUUCAGUUUUAGGUGAUUGUACUACAAAUACAAAUAUGUAUAAAAAAUAAAGUUUUGUAAAACAUAAA
Bicyclus anynana (squinting bush brown) is the source of this 967-nucleotide messenger RNA. RefSeq names its product mitochondrial inner membrane protease subunit 2. NCBI's taxonomy places the organism in Eukaryota, Metazoa, Arthropoda, Insecta, Lepidoptera, Nymphalidae. The record is from RefSeq and is a predicted model, not a curated record. Bases 205 to 699 code for a protein of 164 amino acids. Gene Ontology annotation, biological process: mitochondrial respiratory chain complex assembly. Gene Ontology annotation, molecular function: serine-type endopeptidase activity. Gene Ontology annotation, cellular component: mitochondrial inner membrane peptidase complex; membrane. The transcript has a single exon.